Molecule: messenger RNA, 846 nt
Organism: Drechmeria coniospora
Lineage: Eukaryota; Fungi; Ascomycota; Sordariomycetes; Hypocreales; Ophiocordycipitaceae
Exons: 2
Coding region: 1-846 (281 amino acids)
Biological process (GO): RNA processing
Source: RefSeq, a predicted model, not a curated record
AUGCCGAAGGAAAAAAACUACAACCCGGUCCAGGCACAGCGCAAGGCCGACAAGGCCAAGGCGAUCAGGAAAGGCAAGGCGGAAAACCAGGAGCGGCGGAAUGAGCGGCUGGCUCGCAAGAACCCGGAUCGGAUUCAGAAGCACAUCGACGACCUCAAGGCGGCGUCGUCCAACGGCGGAAAGCUUACGCGAAACGAGGAGCAGGUGCUGGCAGGGCUCGAAAAGGAACUCGCGGCGGUGCAAAAGGCGCGGGAGGCGGCAGGCGACAGUGCGCCCACCUUCAGCCGGAGGCGGGAGGGCUCGGCGGAUAGGGGCGUGCUGGGGAAGCGCAGGCGCGGCUCCCGGGACGGGUCCAGCAGCGACGAGGAGGUGACCGAGGAUGUGCGGGCGAUUCCGAUGCCACGCGACACGCCACCGCCGAUCCCCAAGGAUGUCCUCGACCAAUGGUACGCGAAGCGACGGGCACGACGACAGGCCGAGAUGGCCGAGAGGGGGGACGGUCGGCUCGGGAGGGAGCAAGCAGGCAACAACAAGGGUGGGGCGGCGAAUGUGCCUGCGGUCGAGUCCAAGACGGUGUACGAGGCCAAGCCGGUGAUGCGCGACCUACGGCAAGAGGCCGUCGCCGCAUUCGUGCCGGCCGCCGUGCAGGUCAAGAUGAUGAAGGGCCGCGGGCAGGGUGGCCUGAUGGAGCCGGAAGAGGCGGACCAGCUGGAGCGAGAAGGGUACCUGAACUCGGCGGCGACGGAGGAGGCAACGGAGCGGCCGACGGAGGAGGGCGAUGACGCAGGCGCAGGUCCGAACGCGUCACGCGUCGCCACCGUCGAGGACGCGGCCGACGAAGGCUGA